AGUCUAAACAAAAUGGCAUUUGGAGGUUCAUCUUUUUACAAGGGAUCUGACCUGAUUCAUGACUACAGUUGUUCCAAGUGUGAGGAAAAUGACUUGAACACUGAAGCCCAGCACUUCUGCCCAGAGUGUGAACACUAUCUGUGUGACAAGUGUGUGAGGAUACAUGGGGAGUACUUCAAGAAACAUGUUGUGUAUGGGCGUGGAGACAUCCAGAAAUGGACAGGAUUCUCCAUGGACAGAUGUGACCAACAUGGGAACAAGCUGGAGGUCCACUGUGAUGACCAUCAGGAACUGUGUUGCCAUGUCUGUGUGUCACUCAAUCACAGAUUUUGUAGCAGUAUAAGUCACUUGCCAGAACUGGCCAGAGGCUUCCUUGAAAAAGCAGAGUUCAAGCAGCUGCCAGAAGCAGUGGACAAGAUGAGGAGCAGGCUAGAUGAGCUCAAGAAUGCCAAGAUGAAAGACCAAGCCUCUCUUAAGGACUCAUACAAGAACAUCCUGGCUGAAAUCAAGGCUCUCCGUAAAGAGUUUAACCAGAUCUUAGACGAGCUUGAGAAAAAAACAGUUGAACAAUUAGAUAGCAUGAAGAAGGAUUUAGAGAAGAGUUUGAAAGAUGACAUUGAAAAGUGUACUCAUAUGAAUGAGUUACUGAAAACCAUGAUUGAUAAGUUCAGGCAGAUAACUGGAAAAAACAAGGAGACUAAUUGUUACGUCGGGCACAGGAAAUGUAAAACAAAACUGACAGAAGCCCAGAAUCUAUUGCAUGAAAUACAAGAAAAGCCAGUAGAAACCUUAUGUUUUAAGUAUGACAGCAGCAUAAUGCCAUUUCUCAGGAACCUGAACAUGUUUGGAGCCACUGAAAGAGUGAUUUCCAAAGCAAAGAGGUUAGAUAGUGGUUACGUGUACAAAGGUCAAGGGUCAAAGAAGUUCAGUGUUAGAAUAAAGAAAGAUAAGAACACCUGCAGUAUUGAAGGUAUAUGUGAGCUGCCCAGUGGAGACCUUGUUAUUGCUGACUCAAACAACAGGAGACUGAAGCUUCUGGACAUGAAGUACAAGGUCACUGCUCACCUUGAUUGUCCUGCAUCUCCAGAACACUUGUGCCACACAACCGGCAGUGAGGUUGCUGUAGUUACUUAUGAAGAUAAAACAUAUAUAGUCUACUUCCUGACAGUGACCAGAGGACAGUUACACUUAUCAAGAAAGUUCACCACAGACCAUGACUGUACCUCCAUUGCCUACCACGAGGGUCUACUGUAUGUGGGCUCUGACUCUGCCCUCUACCAGUACACAAUGGAUGGACUGAUGGGAAAGGUAAUAUAUGAAGAAAGGGGAGUGGCCAAAUGUGCUGUAAGUCCUGAUGGGGAGAGAUUCUAUAUAACAACAUUGUAUGGCAGUAAAUUAAUUACCCUUGAUAAAAAUGGUCAAGUGUUAUCAAAACUAAGAGAUCCUGAACUAAAAACUCCCAGGGGAGUAUGUGUCAGCCCUAGUGGCCAUGUGUUUGUGUGUGGGUAUAUGUCUGACACUGUGGUACAGGUGGACAGAGAGGGAAGACAGAAGCUUGCCACAGUGGCCACGGAGGCUGAUGACCUGGCCUGCCCUCAGUCAGUGUGGUUCAGUGAACAAACCUCAAGUCUCAUUGUUGGAAAUGAUGAUGAUAGCAUUGUAGUUAUCAAGCUGUGUUGAAAAGUGAAUCAGAUUCUACACUUUAUGUGAAUAUUUGUGUUGAUUCAACUAAAACCUGUUUGUGAUUAUAUAAAUGUUGAAUUAUGUUUUGUGAAAUCUGAACAAAUGUCACUUAUAACUGAUAGAUUUUUCAUCAUAACCUACAUACCCUGUUAAAAUGGAUUUUUUUUUUAAAUAAAAUGUAUUGAUCAUAACUAUACAUUACUUACAUGUACAUGUAAUAUAAACUGAAGAUAAAUUGGUAUUUUGAUACUUGCUCUAUUUCAAUGGUAAUAUUAAAUAAAUGAACAUAACAAAUGGCUUAUAUUACAUCAUUGGCUACGGAUAUAAUAAUCAUCAUGAUGUAAGUAAAAUAAAAUAAUUGUGUGAUGUUGUUAGCCCUAUAGAGCAAAACCUAAAUCAUUGUGUAAAUAGAUGAAUAGACCACCAACUUCAUUUUUUUUUCAAUAUGAUGUUUGAAUAUAUCAUACUAAAUAGAAAACUAUAUUAUUUUUGAAAAAUAAACAGAUAAAAAGAUUACAUUAAUUUUUCUGCCUCAACAGUGAAAAAAAAAAUCCAAAACGAAAAUUAAGUUGAGGUUUAUUUCUUUUGAUCAGACUUUGUCUGUCUGUCGCCACAAUUUCUACCAAUUCUUUAUAAAGUUGGUCAGAAUCUGUGAACAUAUGUAUAUAUAAAUGCAGGUCCAUUUUAGUUAUGGGUCUUGUUUGGUCUUAAAACGUAGGUCACUAGGGUGAACAUAUACAAAAAGUUUUGUUUACCUAAAACUGGGUUGGAGUUCUAAUGUUCAACAAACGUGUUAACUAUGUGGUCACUUUUUCAACAAAAUUCAGGUCAAGGUUGAGUACUGGUGAUCAGUAAAACAAUCAACCAGUGCUCUAUUUUGAAUUAUCAGAAUUGCACUAUAAUUCAAAUUUUCUGUAUGCAAGAAAAAGUAUCAUUCACAUGUAUGCGGGAUGGAUGAAAAACUCCAACCCUGACACAUGUGUUGGCGGUCAUUUGAGAAACAUCGUUACCGCCCCGCAUACAUGUGAAAAGUACUUAUAAGACCCCACCCCCAUUG
Messenger RNA from Mya arenaria, 2740 nucleotides. RefSeq lists its product as uncharacterized. Bases 13 to 1680 code for a protein of 555 amino acids. The record is from RefSeq and is a predicted model, not a curated record. Gene Ontology annotation, molecular function: protein binding; zinc ion binding. Lineage: Eukaryota; Metazoa; Mollusca; Bivalvia; Myida; Myidae. The transcript is spliced from 2 exons.